This is a messenger RNA of Musa acuminata subsp. malaccensis (wild Malaysian banana), 905 nucleotides long. Lineage: Eukaryota; Viridiplantae; Streptophyta; Magnoliopsida; Zingiberales; Musaceae. The record is from RefSeq and is a predicted model, not a curated record.
UUAGAAACGAUGUGUCCCUGGGAAGAGGCCCGAGCAUAACAAUGGCCUCCGCCGUCUCCACCGCCGCCUUCCCAUGCCCUAACCCUACCCUCUUCCUCCGCCACCGGCCCUCUCCACCGCCUUCUCUGCUCCGCCUCCCCCACCGCUCUCCGCGCCCCGGAGACCUCCGUCUCCGCGCUCGCGCCACCGUCACCCCCCGUUCGCCCUCCUCCCUCCUAUCCGACUCCACUCGGACACUCGCCUCCCUCCUCGCCCUCGCCCUCUCCGCCUCCAAGGCCGUCCUCUCCGGCGUCCGUCGCCUCGCCGAGCGCGCCGCCGCGGCGGCCGCCCCCUCCCCGGACGAGCUCGCCGAGCUCCGCUCCAUCCAAGGCAACCUGGCCUGGGCGGCCGGGCCCCUCUUCUUCGCCGCGCGCCGGAUGAAGCGGCCGUCGGGAUACCUCAACACCCCGCUCACCGUAGUCGCGGCGGGGAUGGCGAAAUGGUUGGACAUCUACAGCGGAGUGUUGAUGGUGAGGGUACUGCUGAGCUGGUUCCCCAACAUCCCUUGGGAUCGCCAGCCUCUGUCGGCGAUCCGGGACCUGUGCGACCCGUACCUCAACCUCUUCAGGAACAUCAUCCCGCCGGUCUUUGAUACCCUCGAUGUCAGCCCCCUUCUGGCUUUCGCUGUCUUGGGGACUCUUGGAUCGAUCUUGAACAACAGCCGGGGAACGUAUUGAGGAGGCGACAGGGAAAAAGUAUGUUCAUUCAUCUCUUUCAUUGAACACAUCUUUGAUUUGUUGGAUUAUAUGUGUCCAAUAGCUGCCAUGCUUGAAUUUGGAUUGGUGAAGAUUACUUAACAUUGUUUGCUUGAAGAGAAGUGAGGUGAACAUGGAUUUAUGAAUUAAAUAUACUUGGUUGUUAUGCAA